GAAGAAAAGGAGGAAAAAAAAGCCACCACCAGUGGCGACUCCCCACGUUUUUGCCCCAAGGGCUGUGCUCUUAAAUUCCUAACUCUACUUUCACGCCCCGGCGCCGCCCCCUUCCAGGUUCAGCUCAGCAGCGCCCUCUCCGCCUGGGCGGACUAACUACCAGGGUCCAGCCGGAGGCGGUGAUGGCGACGAUGGGAGCUGCUGGUGGGUUCAGGACUGUGGAGCCGUUGGAGUAUUACAGAAGAUUUUUAAAAGAAAAUUGUCGACCUGAUGGAAGAGACCUUGGUGAAUUCAGAACCACAACCGUCAACAUAGGUUCAAUUACCACUGCAGAUGGCUCUGCUCUUGUGAAGCUAGGAAACACUACGGUUGUAUGUGGUAUAAAAGCGGAAUUUGCAACACCCCCUGCUGAUGCCAGUAACAGGGGAUAUAUUGUUCCUAAUGUGGAUCUUCCUCCACUCUGUUCAUCAAGGUUUCGACCUGGACCGCCAGGGGAAGAGGCUCAGGCAGCUAGUCAGUUUAUUGCAGAUGUAAUUGAAAAUUCACAGAUAGUACUGAAAGAAGAUCUGUGCAUUGUUGAUGGGAAGGUAAGUAAAUGCUUAAUCUUUACAAUUAAUACUAAGUGUAUAGUGUUUAAAAACUCUGGAAUGCAUCUGUUCCCUUCCAGUUCACAUAAAAAAGUUGAAAUGACAUUUUGCUUUGUGAUAUGUGCUUUGUAUAUAUGGAUAAAGUGACCUAAGUCAUUUGGUGUGGAAGUUUUUGCCUGCUGCUUCUGAGAUGGUCAGAAUAGACCUCAUAGGGUCACAGUUCCUGCCAAACAUUUAACUGUUUAAAAGUUUCAAAGUAGGGUUCUUAUGGGUGAAGACCUCACCGGUGUAAUGCAUUUUUCAGUGCACUGCAAAAAAAGAAACCUUAAAUGUAGCUUAGUUUUCAGAGUGAUCUAUAAUGAUUCAAAGGUAGGUAUAACAUUAUACUGGCAAUUUUUAAAUAAAAUACACUGUGGAAAAGGGUAUGUACAGUGGUGCAUCGACUUAAAAACUUAAUAUCUUCUAGAAGAACAAUCAUAACUCAAAAUGGUCAUAAGUCGAAGCACCAUUUCCAUUGAAAUGCACUGAAACCCC
This is a messenger RNA of Pogona vitticeps (central bearded dragon), 1121 nucleotides long. The record is from RefSeq and is a predicted model, not a curated record. Lineage: Eukaryota; Metazoa; Chordata; Lepidosauria; Squamata; Agamidae.